AUGGCAGCAGCAAAUAACAAAGCGCAAUGUUUUGUGUGUAACAAAGAAAAAAAUACUUACAAUUGUAAAGGAUGUACAAAUGAGUUCUGUUUUCCUCAUUUAACAGAACAUCGACAACGAAUCGAGAUACAAUUAGAAGCAAUUAUUAAUGAUCACGACCAAUUUCAACAAACAAUUAUUCAACAAAAACAAAAUCCACUAAAUUCUUCUUUAAUUCAACAAAUUAAUCAAUGGGAAACAAAUUCAAUUCAUCAAAUCCAACAAACAGCAGAAGAAUGUCGAGAAAAAGUCAUGAAAUCAACACAAAAGUUGAUCGAUGAUGUGCAAAAAAAGUUUAUUGAAUUAUCUCAGAAAUUAAAAGAAAUUCGUGAAGAAAAUGAAUAUAAUGAAAUUGAUUUAAAUAAUUGUCAAUUAAAAUUAAAACAAAUUACAGAAGAAUUUCUACAGCCAUCAAAUAUUUCUAUUCGGCAAGAUUUACAAGAAUUUAUCAAGAAAAUUUCUGUUAUUUCAUCGUUUGAUUCUUAUCAAUCAAAUCGGUCUGCAAUUAGUACCGCGACUAUAUCGAAGAAUCCAAUAACAACAAAUCAAAUAACAACUCAAUCUCAAAUAGAACAAAAAGAACUUCAAACAAAAAAGAAUAAAUUUAAACAGUUUGCAAUUACUGUUGCUGGAGGAAUUGGAAAAGGGCAGGGAUUAAAUCAACUAUAUUGUCCUCAAGGAAUCUUUAUUGAUGAUAAUAAUAAAUCAAUUUAUAUUGCUGAUUCGCAGAAUGAUCGUAUUGUUAAAUUGUACUUGAAUUCAAAUACUCGUCAAAUCAUUGCAGGGGGAAAUGGAAUUGGAAAUAAAAUUAAUCAAUUGUUCAGACCAAUAGAUAUAAUUUUUGAUAAAGAAAAUAAUUCUUUUAUCAUUUCCGAUCUUGGAAACAGACGAGUAAUUCAAUUUUAUGAUCAAAAUCAAGCAAAUCAACAAAUUAUUAUUGCAAAUAUUAAUUGUUGGGGUCUAACAAUUGAUAAAAAUAGAUAUAUUUAUGCUUCUGAUUGUCAGAAUCAUGAAGUAAGAAGAUGGAAACAAGGAGAUAAAAAAGGUGAAUUAGUUGCAGGUGGAAAUCGUCAAGGAAAUCAUCUUAAUCAACUCAAUCAUCCUACUUAUAUCUUUAUUGAUGAAGAUUAUUCUCUUUAUAUAUCGGAUUCAGACAACCAUCGUGUAAUGAAAUGGAAAAAAGGUGCAAAAGAAGGAAUUAUUGUUGCUGGUGGAAAUGGUGAAGGAUAUAGUCUCAAACAAUUAGAUCAUCCUCAAGGAUUAUUUGUCGAUCAUUUGGGUCAAAUCUAUGUGGCUGAUUAUAAUAAUCAUCGAGUAAUGCGUUGGUGUGAAGGAAAUGAAGAAGGUGAAAUUGUUGCUGGUGGAAACGGCGAAGGAAAUCAAUCAAAUCAAUUGAAUUGUCCUAUGGGUUUAUCAUUUGAUAAUGUAGGAAAUCUUUAUGUUGUUGAUCAGUAUAAUCAUCGAAUCCGAAAAUACGAAAAAAUUUGA
Molecule: messenger RNA, 1527 nt
Organism: Adineta steineri
Lineage: Eukaryota; Metazoa; Rotifera; Eurotatoria; Adinetida; Adinetidae
Source: the annotation of a GenBank genome assembly